AUGACAGAAAUAGAUCUGUCUUCUGUUAAUGAGUCAACUUUUAGGGCACACCUAAGAAAAAAAAACAUUGAUUUCAUUAAACUUAUUUGUAUCUCUUCUCUCUUCCUAGGGGAAGCAAAAACAAAUGCUCCCUGUAUUAUAUUUAUUGAUGAAUUAGAUUCUGUUGGUGGGAAGCGAAUUGAGUCUCCAAUGCAUCCAUAUUCAAGGCAGACUAUAAAUCAGCUUCUUGCUGAAACGGAUGGCUUUAAACCCAAUGAAGGAGUUAUAAUAGGAGCCACAAACUUCCCAGAGGCAUUAGAUAAUGCCUUAAUACGUCCUGGUCAUUUUGACAUGCAAGUUACAGUUCCAAGACCAGAUGUAAAAGGUCGAACAGAAAUUUUGAAAUGGUAUCUCAAUAAAAUAAAGUUUGAUCAGUCUGUGGGUCCAGAAAUUAUAGCUCGAGGUACUGUUGGCUUUUCUGGAGCAGAGUUGGAGAAUCUUGUGAACCAGGCUGCAUUAAAGGCAGCUCUUGAUGGAGAAGAAAUGGUUACCAUGAAGGAACUAGAGUUUUCCAAAGAUAAAAUUCUAAUGGGGCCUGAACGUAGAAGCAUGGAAAUUGACAAUAAAAACAAAACCAUCACAGUAUAUCACGAAUCCGGUCAUGCUAUUAUUGCAUAUUACACUAAGGACGCAAUGCCUAUCAACAAAGCUACAAUCAUGCCAAGAGGGCCAACACCUGGACAUGUGUCCCUCUUGCCUGAAAAUGACAGAUGGAAUGAAACUAGAGUUCAGCUGCUUGCACAGAUGGAUGUUAGUAUGGGAGGAAGAGUGGCUUGAGGAGAUUUAUUUGGAACUGAUCACAUCACAACAGAUGCUUCCAGUGAUUUUGAUAAUGCAACUAAAAUUGUAAAGUGGAUGGUUACCAAAUUUGGAAUGAGUGAAAAGCUUGGAGUUAUGACCUACAGUGAUACUGGGAAACUGAGUCCAGUAACUCAAUCUGCUAUUGAACAAGAAAUUAGAAUCCUUCUAAGGGACUCAUAUGAACGAGCGAAACGUAUCUUGAAGACUCAUGCAAAAGAGCGUAAGAAUCUAUCAGAAGCUUUACUAACCUAUGAGACUUCGGAUGCCAAAGAAAUUCAAAUUGUUCUUGAGGGAAAAAAAUUGGAAGUGAGAUAA
This is a messenger RNA of Lontra canadensis (Northern American river otter), 1155 nucleotides long. Its product is annotated as ATP-dependent zinc metalloprotease YME1L1-like. The record is from RefSeq and is a predicted model, not a curated record. NCBI's taxonomy places the organism in Eukaryota, Metazoa, Chordata, Mammalia, Carnivora, Mustelidae. The transcript is spliced from 10 exons. Gene Ontology annotation, cellular component: mitochondrial inner membrane. Gene Ontology annotation, molecular function: ATP-dependent peptidase activity; ATP hydrolysis activity; metalloendopeptidase activity. Gene Ontology annotation, biological process: protein quality control for misfolded or incompletely synthesized proteins; mitochondrion organization.